CUUCCCUCUCCCUCCCUCUCUCUCUCUCUCUCUCUCUCUAGCACAGUCCCUCUCGUACCUCUUCCUCCUCCCUCUGCACAGAGAGCCGGGGGGGAAGACCAGUUCAUCGCCACCCCCACCAGACAGCAACAAGAAGCAGGACCCAUAUCACCGAUUAGAUAGAUUGGAUUGGAUUGGACAAAUUCACCCAGCAACAGAACGAGAGAGAGAGAGAGAGAGAGAGGAGGGGAGAGGGGACAAUCUCAUUCGUCGGUUCCUACGCUUUAAAUGGUACAAGAUUCUCUCGCGCCGUCCAUGGGCUAUCUCCUUUUGGUGGGAAUCGCGGAGAGUCUCCAUCUUCGUUUUUCCUCGCUCUCCCUUUUGUAAUGUCGCGUGCUGAUUGAGCGGUUCUGUUGUGUGUAUCUAUCUAUCUGGACGAGACGAGGGAGCUCUCUUUCAAUGGAUUCUUCUUCUGAGGGUAAAAAAUCUCUCCUUUCCCCUGUGAUUGUGAAUGCCUCGUUUUCAUUGACGGAGCCCCCCACUGGUUGUCGGGAUUGAUAGGCGUCCCGGUUGAUGCAACGAAACACAGUAAGAUGAGUGUAGAAGAAAAGAGAGAGUUUGUCUAUCAGAUAGCGAAGUGGCCCCAGGGUGCCCCUGCAGUGUUACAAUCAUGGAGCCGUCAGGAAAUCCUGCAGAUCCUCUGCCUGGAAAUGGGCAAGGAGAGGAAGUACACUGGCCUAACGAAGCUAAAAAUGAUUGAGCAUCUCCUCAAAAUUGUGUGUGAGAAACAAUCGGGUGAAUCUGAGGAGGCAGAUAAUAAUUCUUCACAGGACCCGAGAUCAUCCAAGAGGCAGAGGAAAUCGGAUAAUCCAUCCCGACUGUCUGUUUCAACAAGCAGCACCCAAACAGUCAAAACUGAGAUUGAUUCAGAGAAGUCGGUGUAUUGCAAGAACACGGCCUGCAAGGCCAGCCUGAGUAGGGAGGACAAGUUCUGUAAAAGGUGUUCGUGUUGCAUAUGUUAUAAGUAUGAUGAUAAUAAGGAUCCAAGCUUGUGGCUUAUUUGCAACUCAGAACCGCCAUUUCAGGGGGACUCUUGUGGAAUGUCGUGUCAUUUGGAUUGUGCCCUGAAGAAUGAGAGGUCUAGGAUUGCUAGAGGUGGGCAGAGAGGUGGUGUCGAUGGGAGCUUCUGUUGCGUAUCUUGUGGAAAAGUAAAUGAUAUUCUCGGGUGCUGGAGAAAGCAAUUAAUGAUUGCAAAAGACACAAGACGGGUGGACAUACUGUGUUAUCGUCUAGCCUUGACCAAGAAACUUACUAGCGGAACUGAGAAGUACUCAGAGAUCAAUGGGAUUGUAGAAGAAGCGGUGAAGAAGCUUGAGGCAGAAGUGGGUCCCCUAUCUGGGUUACCCGUAAAAAUGGGUAGAGGAAUUGUGAACCGGCUUUCUUCUGGACCAGCGGUUCAGAAACUCUGUGCUUCUGCCGUGGAGUUAUUGGACUUCAUGCUUUCAAGUUUAGCCUCACCUCAAUCACCUGAAUCAAUAUCACCAGGUACUAUGCCUUAUUUUCUGACAAUAAGACCGGAUGCUUGGAUUCGUAGUUGGCACUUUUGGAAUAUCGUGAAGGCUUCGGAUGAUUCAGUUUUAGCCCCUGAAAACCUACUCAAAUUUGAAAACAUCGGCCCAACAUCAAUUACGGUGAUUCUGGGCUCAGAAGAUCCUCCCUCUGGAAGUUCCAUGCUGUAUAGUCUAUGGCAUCGUGGAGCUGAUGAAUCGGAUUAUUCAUUACGAGCCACGUGCACACUUUCGACCCCAAACAGGAAGUUCACUGUCUCAGGUCUGACUCCAUCCAGUGAGUAUUUCUUCAGAGCGGUGGUGUCUGAUGGAAAGAAAGAGCUAGGCUCAUUUGAGAUUAGCUCAUCCACAAGUAGCUCCUCUGCCAAUGAACUGUCAAACCAGAUCGUAGUAGAAAGAAGUCAAAGCCCUGCAACUAACUGCAGCAGCCUCUCAAAUCCUUCCUCAGUAGAAGACGAGACUAACAAUAUGGCUCCUUGCAGUAAUCAGAAUGGUAUUGAAGCAGGGGAUUAUCAACUUGUUGCUAGUUGCCCUGGGUUCGGUGAAGGACAGAGCCUGCCAGAAGCAUGUCCACUUGGGGCAAGGGCCAUUGUCCCGAUGAUCCCAGACUCUGAGGCCCUGAACCAAGAAAACAAGGACAAAACUGCGGAGGAAACAAGUACCGAUGAUGGGUCAGGCAAAGAGUGCGUCCCCUUUGCAGGUUCAUCAGAAGAAGCUAGCUUGCCCAUUACUCCAUGCAAGGCGGAGAAUAAUAACUCUAAGGAUGAGUCUGGCCGUACCUGUAGGACAAAACCAUGUGGUAACCUAGACAUUGAGAAUGAGAUCGGCUUUGGGAGCACGAUGAAGAAGCGAAGAAGGGAGAGUGGACCCAUAAACAAUGACGGUCAAUCACCCGACCGGGACUUUGAGUUCUAUGUGAAGCUUAUCAGAUGGCUAGAGUGCAAGGGCCACAUUGAGAAGAACUUCAGGCAGAAGUUCCUCACGUGGUACACCCUCAAGGCUACUCCUCAGGAGGUGAGGAUCGUGAAGGUCUUCGUGGACACAUUUAUAGAGGAUCCCGCAUCCCUCGCAGAGCAGCUCAUGGACACAUUCUCAGACUGCAUUUCGAGUAAAGAGUCAUCAUCUGUUGUUCCUUCAGGGAUCUGCAUGAAGCUCUGGCAUUGACAAGAGAUGUUCGAGUGGAGGCAAGGGGUAUCAAAUAUUAUUCAAUUGGAUUGAUUCUUGGGAUGAAUUCUAGGAAGAGCUGAUGAAAAUUCUUUGAUUUUCCCCAGCAUCUGAUGUUCAUAUGAUAUCGUAGAAUAAAGCUGGUAGAGAAGACUCAGUUUUUUGAGUUUAUCUUUAUAGGAAGAGUUAAAAUACAGUCUAUUGAUCUAAUUUAUUUGGGUCCCUGUUCAUCAGUUGCAUAUCAUGAAAUACUGUGUUUAAGUUGCUCUCUUCGUCAGAUUCGAAGUUUCUGAUGUGUAUGUAAUUUACUUCUCCUUUGAUUAUCCAACAGAUGAAAUGCAAGUGCUUUGACUA
This is a messenger RNA of Punica granatum (pomegranate), 3065 nucleotides long. The record is from RefSeq and is a predicted model, not a curated record. NCBI's taxonomy places the organism in Eukaryota, Viridiplantae, Streptophyta, Magnoliopsida, Myrtales, Lythraceae.